AAUCGCACAACUAUAUUUAUGGGUGCGAUGUUGAUUAGGGCAAUGCAUUUAGCGGUAAAAUUGAACAGUAAAAUGUAUAUCCCUCAUCUGUUAGCUUUUAGAGUCAUUCGCUGUGUCAUUGUAUUCUACAAUUGAAUAGGUCAAUUUGUUUCGCUGAUUUGUCAUAGAACGACACCGAGUUUGUCUCCACAUGGGGUGAGAUUUAAGCAUACACAUUUUUUUUUUUUGUACCGAAGUAAUACUCUCAGCAUAAAACGAUUUCGCUUAUUUGACCUCCUAGAAAACGCAAGCCCCGUAAACUUUGAUAACUACGUCAUCACUUUUUGUGUGUGAUCAUAUAAGCGUCACAGGACAUAUUUCCCUUUGGCGAUGAAAUAAUGGCGUUUACAACGGCACCAAUGCGUUGGUACGACUGACAAAAAAAACUUCAUGGUGACUCGAUGAGAGAAUCAUGGAUCCCGGCAAGCUUGAAACCGAGGCUGAUAACCACAACACGAACCAAAAUGAAGCACCGGCCGGAAGCCGUGCCAAUCUAAUGACUGAACAGUUUCAGGACUCGACCUUUUUGACUCCUUCGAACACAGCUUGCCAGAACCUAGAGGUAAAUGUUGACAUCGAUAUAAAAAUAGAAUCGAGUUACGGUGUAUCGGUACCCACAAUAACGAUUAGCCCCGCCUCUCCGUGCAGUGGCGAUGUGCUCUAUGACAGAGAUGAUUACAAGACGUACGAGCACGGCGCAAGUGAACCCCACCAGAAAAAUGUUGAAAUGGAUCUGUUGUGUACUCCCCCGUGCGAUACGGCGUUGAAUAUUUCAACUCCAACUAGCGGACACGCAGAUGUAAGCUGCGGGCUAGACGUGAAUAACGAUGAAGACAUUGAAGUGAUAUGUCGCUAUUCCUCGACGCCGAUCAUGUCGACCGCCAGGGGCUAUAGCAUGGAUGAUACAGACUGCAGCAUGCUGUCUUUAAACAACGCCAGUCCGAUAGCACAGGCAGACAGUAUGCUUAAUCCGUCAAAUCUAAGUGUCAAUCAGUCUAUGCCCUGUGAUGUAGGGGAUGAAGGUGCAGAGAAAUCCCAGUCGAGCAGUGACCAGCAGGCGCAGAACGACAUGCUGGUCCAUCAUCAGUUUCUCUGUCAACACCCAGGGCAGACGAUGAUUCGACGCGACGGUGCUAGUGCCCAGAGCUCCCAGCAAGGUUAUGACGCCGGGCGGAAUAUCAACCAAUGCUCUCUCCCAACGGCCCUCAUCCUGACAGGUGCGUGCUCCAGCAACCCAAACGUGUACUCCACCUACAUGCCCGGGUCCGGCGCGUACAAUGAUUACUUCCCUACUCGUGACAAUUCUUGGACGGACUUGAGCUACCGCUCUGACCUCUCACCGGUGCCUCCGCUAUCCUCAAACCAGGCCGAUCCUUGCUGCUACUCUAUGAUGAGCGGGGUCUCCACGGAGACAGACUACUUUGUUUAUCCCUCAAUCUACGUGUCCAGCGCCGGACUCAUCUCCGUCUUGUUGAGGAAUGACAUGUCCGUUGAAAUGACGGUCGAUCGCACCAUUCGAGUCGUGUCUCACAACCACAUGAUGGCCGUGGCCACCGACAGCCGAGGGACGGCCGCCUGCCUGUACCAUCCGGCCGUCAAGGUGUUCCAGAUCGGGACCACCACAGACAUAGCCACUCAGAACUUCAGGGCCCGUAUGGGAGGCGGCGAUGCCAUCGUUUUUUCGAACGGGAUCAACUUUUUCAAGCUUGAAGACUCGGAGCUGCAGCCGACGGCGCCGAUAAAAUUCACAGAUAUUUUACGAGAUCAGUCGGUGAAUUUACUGUUUUCGUCCGAAGGCUACGGCGAGUCUCUCGUGGCAAGCUGUAUGCAGGUGGCAGCACAGGCGGAGUACGCCAACCUCCCGAAAGGUGGGGUCAUCGUCCGCAUCAACGGCGUCAAGGUCACGCAGACGGGAGGCGGUGACGUCACCGUUGUCACCGGAGCGAAGUUCAUUCGUCUGUCCCCGCACUUUGGCACGACCCGGCUCGGCAACCGUUUCGUCGACAUUGAGGUGGAGAAAGACUGGACCGUGAAGCUGACCCGUGGAUCCCACAGUUUUGUGUACUCCAAGAAGCGAGCAAUGGUUUGUAAUGGAAAGAUGGAGGCCGGCUUUGAUGAGAAUAACGGUUUGAAGGUGACCAACUUGCAGCCCCGCCAUCCACUUCUGGCUGAACCAUCCGUCGUUCGGCGCCCCGUCAGGAAGCCCGUGAGGGUUGCAUCGAGUUCAGGUACCCCAAAACGUAGGCCGGGUCAACAAGGCGUAGGUCGUGGAGGUGGUAUGAUGUAAUUCAACAUUGUUUUCUCCCCUUAUUUUUACGAUUUUAUUAUGCUAACGUGAAGUACGAAAACUAUGCAUAUUUACUAUUUAAAAAAAAAAAAAACUAUAUUAUUAAUUUUGUUUUGAUUUCGAGAUUGUAGUUUAAAUAAAAUAACAGUCAGCUUGACAUCGACUCAAUAUGACAGCACCAGUUGACUUUCUUGAACGCUAUACAUAACUGUAACAUGUGGACCAUAUAUCAAUGACGACAACAUGGAGAUAUAUCCAUUAAACAUUUUGUUACAUAUUUUGGCUGGCUAUUUAGGCCAAUCACAGGAAAUGUCUUUACAGUAUUGGCUGUGGUCUUUUGGUUCAUUGCUUAACAUACUUAGUCCUCAGUGACUACACUGCUGAUGUUAGGAUCAUCUCCCCCAGAAUGGGUCUGUUAUUAAAACUAGUUGUCAUACUAUUUACAAAAUACUGUAAUGCAUUUUUUUACUACCUUACUGCAUUAAACUACUUCGCAGAAAGCUUUUAAAUCAGCAGUUCUCAAGUUAAUGUAUUUAGUACCUCAUAUUCUCAGGAAACGAGAAUUUUUAUUUUUUUUAAUAUUUUUUUCUUUUUGCCUCAUCAGAUAAAAUACAAAUUCUAUUCAAGAGAGAAUAUUUCCUUAAUUUUUUAAAUGAUAUUAUGAGAUAGGUGAUUUAAAUGAUAUUAUGAGAUAGGUGAUUUAAAUGAUAUUAUGAGAUAGGUGAUUUAAAUGAU
This is a messenger RNA of Lymnaea stagnalis (great pond snail), 3061 nucleotides long. The record is from the annotation of a GenBank genome assembly. NCBI's taxonomy places the organism in Eukaryota, Metazoa, Mollusca, Gastropoda, Lymnaeidae.